AUGCCUGUUCACCCUAACCCCCGGAUGCCUGUUCACCCUAACCCCCGGAUGCCUGUUCACUCUAACCCCCGGAUGCCUGUUCACCCUAACCCCCGGAUGCCUGUUCACCCUAACCCCGGGAUGCCUGUUCACCCUAACCCCCGGAUGCCUGUUCACUCUAACCCCCGGAUGCCUGUUCACCCUAACCCCCGGAUGCCUGUUCACCCUAACCCCCGGAUGCCUAUUCACUCUAACCCCCGGAUGCCUGUUCACCCUAACCCCGGGAUGCCUGUUCACCCUAACCCCCGGAUGCCUGUUCACUCUAACCCCGGGAUGCCUGUUCACCCUAACCCCCGGAUGCCUGUUCACCCUAACCCCCGGAUGCCUGUUCACCCUAACCCCCGGAUGCCUGUUCACUCUAACCCCCGGAUGCCUGUUCACCCUAACCCCCGGAUGCCUGUUCACCCUAACCCCCGGAUGCCUGUUCACCCUAACCCCCGGAUGCCUGUUCACUCUAACCCCCGGAUGCCUGUUCACCCUAACCCCCGGAUGCCUGUUCACCCUAACCCCCGGAUGCCUGUUCACUCUAACCCCCGGAUGCCUGUUCACUCUAACCCCCGGAUGCCUGUUCACCCUAACCCCCGGAUGCCUGUUCACCCUAACCCCCGGAUGCCUGUUCACUCUAACCCCCGGAUGCCUGUUCACCCUAACCCCCGGAUGCCUGUUCACUCUAACCCCCGGAUGCCUGUUCACCCUAACCCCCGGAUGCCUGUUCACUCUAACCCCCGGAUGCCUGUUCACUCUAACCCCCGGAUGCCUGUUCACUCUAACCCCCGGAUGCCUGUUCACUCUAACCCCCGGAUGCCUGUUCACCCUAACCCCCGGAUGCCUGUUCACUCUAACCCCCGGAUGCCUGUUCACCCUAACCCCCGGAUGCCUGUUCACUCUAACCCCCGGAUGCCUGUUCACUCUAACCCCCGGAUGCCUGUUCACUCUAACCCCCGGAUGCCUGUUCACUCUAACCCCCGGAUGCCUGUUCACCCUAACCCCCGGAUGCCUGUUCACUCUAACCCCCGGAUGCCUGUUCACCCUAACCCCCGGAUGCCUGUUCACUCUAACCCCUGGAUGUCUGUUCACCCUAACCCCCGGAUGCCUGUUCACCCUAACCCCCGGAUGCCUGUUCACCCUAACCCCCGGAUGCCUGUUCACCCUAACCCCCGGAUGCCUGUUCACCCUAACCCCCGGAUGCCUGUUCACUCUAACCCCCGGAUGCCUGUUCACUCUAACCCCCGGAUGCCUGUUCACUCUAACCCCCGGUUGCCUGUUCACUCUAACCCCCGGAUGCCUGUUCACUCUAACCCCCAGAUGCCUGUUCACGUUUUCUAA
Molecule: messenger RNA, 1365 nt
Organism: Oncorhynchus keta (chum salmon)
Lineage: Eukaryota; Metazoa; Chordata; Actinopteri; Salmoniformes; Salmonidae
Product: sporozoite surface protein 2-like
Exons: 1
Coding region: 1-1365 (454 amino acids)
Source: RefSeq, a predicted model, not a curated record